This is a messenger RNA of Dimorphilus gyrociliatus, 3776 nucleotides long. The record is from the annotation of a GenBank genome assembly. NCBI's taxonomy places the organism in Eukaryota, Metazoa, Annelida, Polychaeta, Dinophilidae.
GAUGAGAAGUAGGAGUGAAUCUAAUGUAAGUCCAUUGGCAAGAGAAAAUCCAUCUUAUUCUGCUAAACGCGCACAAUAUGCCCGAAGAUUCUCAAGAUCACCUGGACCAAAACAUUCUUUGGAACAUCGAGCGGCAAUAAGACGAGCAACACUAUCUUCUAGAAGCGUUAAAUCUGUAUCAGGCUAUGAAAGAUCUCCCCUUAAAAGUAUUCAGAGUGAGGAAGAGGAUAGCGAUGACAGACAAAGGAGAAUUUCUUAUGCGAAUAGAAAAAUGAAUGAUGAAGAUGAUGAUGAUGAUGAUGAUGAUGAUGAAAGUGAUGACGAAAUUCAACGACCAAAUACUAGCCCUUUUUUUAAGGUUGGGCGUCAGUAUAUUCCUCCUGGUUUGGAAUUGCAGGAAGAAGACAAUGAAAAUGAUAGUGAUAUUGAAAAUGAUGUUGAUUUAGAAUUGCUUCAAACUUCCCCGGAGGGUAGAGAAGUUAAGUCGAGGAUUUUGCAAAGAACUAAUCCAAUCAUAUCUAUGUCAGAGUCUGAUUCAGAUAUAGAGGAGAGAAGAGCAGCAGAAAGUAAAUUUAGGAUUGGUAGAGGACCUUUAUCCCAAAGGGAUUUUAUCAGUAAUGAAAGUUCAAUAACCCCUGUAAUAAGUCGAAGUGAUCAUUCUCACAGAAAGUCGACAGCAAACAGUAUCUAUUCUCGUAAAUCAUUUAAUGCUAGAUCAGCAUCUAUCAGCAGCCCUUCGAGGUCACUAAAAGAGACCCUUGUUAAAAGUACUGGCAUAUCGCCAAAAUCCAUGAUAUCGGCACCAUCUAGAGUACGACAAGAGGAAUUGGAGCCCUAUGAGAGACGUGUACCGAAUGCCUUUGCCAGUACCAAUAAUCUUCGCAAAACUAGAUCUGUUUCGGUUGGUGCCAGAACUCCCCCCAAAGCUUCCGUUUCAAGUAGAAAAUCAGAUAUUUUACAUACUCGUCAAAGAAGAUUAUCAAAGAUGUCCGUGCGUUCACAUCCGCUUAGAGAAAGUAUGGGACAUGUGUCAAGGCGAUACUCACCACGUAAAGAAGAUUUCGCAGUUCAAGAUGAAAAUCAACCACCCAUUUACAACGAAAAGUGGGAUGAAAGAGAUCCCAGCAGAAAUAAAACUAAAGAAGUAGAAACAAAUUUUGCAAGCAAUGAAAGUCAAUCAUCUCCUGAAAGUCGUCCUGUUUUUUCUGAAAAACCAAAGGAUAGUUCAAAAAGACUAAGCAGAGUUAGUAGAAAAAGAGCAGAAGCAAUCUCUGAAAUUAGUGAUGAUGAAUCUUCACCGGAAAGUCGUCCCCAUGCAGCUGAAGGUCUUAGACCGGGUUUAACAGGAACUACGAACAGAUUUAUUGAAAAAGAUCAGAUUGAAGAAAAUAGUUCUGAAAGUAGUGAUGAGGAAUAUUCGCCAGCUUAUCAACCAGUAAUUACUGAAAAGAGAAGAAGUAGUAAAAGAGUUUCCAAUAGAUUGAGUAAUAAACCGGAAGAAUUAAACCCAAAAAGUAAUGAUGAACAGUAUACUCUGUCAACCAAAUCUCCAAGUAAGAAUAAGAGAAAGAGUAUUAAAAGAGCUGUCGGUAGAUCGAGUAAUAAAUCUGAGGAAUUAGAUUCCAAAAGUAGUGAUGAAGAAUAUCAACCAGCAAAUAAGUCUACUACAAACAAGAAAAAGAGUGUUAAAAAAGCCACUAAUAGGCAAAGUCAUAAACCGGAACAGAUAGAUUUGAAAAGUAGUGAUGAAGAAUAUUCUCCAACAAACAAUUAUUCAACAAGUAAGAAACGAAAGAGCAUGAAGAGAGCUUCAAGCAAAUUAAGUAACAAACCAGAACAAAUAGACUCAAUCAGCAGCGGAGAGGAUAACUCAGCGGUUAACCAAAGAAGGAGUAUGACAAGAUCCUCAUCUAGGAUAAACAAUAAAUCAGAAGAAGUAUCCUCUAAAAGUCAUGACGAGGAAUCGCUGGAAGACCAAAAUCAGAUAUCAAGUAAGAAAAGAAAAAGGCAACGAACUUCCAGCAAAACUAGUAACAGGGCAGAAAUACACCCUAAAGAUGACGACGAGCAAUCAUCUUCCGAAAGUCAACCUUUUGCUUCUAAUGAUCGUAGACGCAGUUCCCGGAAAUCCAAAGGAGGACUUAGCGCUAAACCUACAGAAAUAGACUCCGAUAACGAUGAUAGUCAGCCUUCUAGCGAGCAGUCACCAGAUUAUGCGAAGAGAAAACGAAGCUCAAUGAGAACUUCAGGUAGCUCUGGCACGAAGCCUAUUGAACCAUCGUCCAAAAGGAGUGAUAAUCAAUCUGAACAUGCAAAUAUUCCUAACCGUUCUGUUAGUGAAAGUGAGCCCUCAGGAACUCAAAAUAUUGUUCAAAGAUUUGAGGUUACGCCAGCCGUCUUGCAAGAACCAUUGCAAGAAACAGAGAAGGAAGUUGAAAAUAGUAUUACAAAUAAGCAUAGACGAAUAAACGUUAUUGAGGAAGAAGAAUCUAAUGAAGGUGGAUCCCCUUUUAGACCUAAACCAAACUUUUUCUCGAGCACACAAAUAGAAGAUGCUUACGGUAUGGAGCUGAAUUUGGCUCUGUCUCCUAUAAUUAAGCAUACACCAAGAAGGGUGAUUACGGAACCUUCCCCUUUAGUUGAUGUCACUCCUAAGGCAAAAGUUAUAUCUUCAAAACCUAUGGAACAUGAUGAUGAAGAAAAUAUUAAAAAGAAUGAUAAAGUACAAAAAAAGAAACAAAAUAGAGACGUUGAAAGUGAAGAUAAAGAAAAGCAGAAUGCAAAUCAAGAAAAUGAAAGCGAAGAUGAGGUAAAGGAAAAAGAAACUCAAGCGAAAGGGGAAGAAGAAAAAGAACAAGAAAAAAGUGAUGAACAAAAGAAAUCAAAGAAAGUUCAAAGAACACUACAGCUUCCUCUCUUUUGGCCGCAAAGUAAAGAUACUGAUGAAACACCUACCUUCCUGAAUACAUCCUCACCUAAAAAUAACGCCAGAUCAAAGAUGUUUCGACGAACGCUUACAGGGAAAAAGCUUAAACAUAGAGACAGUGUAAAAUCCCCUGAGCCAAAGAAAAGAAAACUGGAAAAAAAUCUCUCUUCCACUUCCCUUAAAAACAAGAAACGAUUAUCAGGCAUGAAACAAAGGAAUAAAAGUGAAUCAUUAACACCUGAAAAGAAGACUUUAACUCGACGGGCUCCAAACAAUGGUGCUCUUUAUACACUCUUACCAAGAUCACAAAUUUCAUGGAUCUGUCAGCAGCAUUUAGGAGUUCGUGUGCCUAAGGAAUGCUUAGAAGAGUGUGCUGAUUUUGCCGAAAAAGCUUAUCAGCAGUUACUGAACGAUGUGGAAGACUAUGCUCAGCAUGCUGGUCGAAAGAAAGUUACAGUAGCAGAUCACUUUCUUCUAUUUAAAAGGUUACGGCUAAUCAAUGACCGGGUAUCUAAGCUGGCAUUCUGUCAACAACGAUUAUCAAAAGAAUUAGUUCACGAAGUUCUUUCAACUGAUAAAACGAAGAAUCAGAAAUAAAAGCCAUCAUUUACUCAGAAUUUUAGACUCAGAAAAUUAUAAAUAAUCGAAACGAAAUUGUCUACCUAGAGUGGUUUAACGUGUCAUAAAAUAUGAAUUUGAAAAAACUAUUGACACUCAAGUUUAAGCUUCAAUAUAUGUGAAGGCGCUACUGUUCAGUCUAUGUUGAUCAUUUUAUACUAAGAAUGUACAAAGUUACUUAAUUUUUGACUACCACGUUUUUUAUGAACGAAAUAAAGUUCUGUCUAGUUAA